Molecule: messenger RNA, 1122 nt
Organism: Ixodes scapularis (black-legged tick)
Lineage: Eukaryota; Metazoa; Arthropoda; Arachnida; Ixodida; Ixodidae
Exons: 5
Coding region: 5-859 (284 amino acids)
Biological process (GO): symbiont-mediated perturbation of host defenses
Molecular function (GO): amine binding
Source: RefSeq, a predicted model, not a curated record
AACGAUGCUGGCGCUCAAACAUUUGGUGUUCUGCCUAAGCGUUUCUGCGGCAUACGCCGACGUAGAGUUUCAAAGUUGGAAGAGACCGCCGGACAACAAUCCUGACCUGAACAGAAAAAACCUUGGUGCGAUGCAGGACGCGUGGAAGACAAUCAAGAGUAUGGCGAACCAGAGCUAUUAUCUCAUUUAUAGUAGCGGGUUGGGGACCGAAAAACAUUACAGAGAUCUUACUUGUCUUCAAGUGCAAACAAGUGACCUCAAUUACACACUGAAGAGCGCUACAUACACAUCAAAAUGGUACGACACAAAGUCUAAAACAAUGAAAACAAAAACACAAUUUGUUCAAGCUGUAAAACAAAGGGAUUAUAGUAUUGAAAAUAAUAUGCAACUGGGCCAGCCUAAGAGUAAAGCCACAUCACCAAAGGGAAGCUGCUACGAUCUCAUUUUCAACUUCUUCUGCAAGUCACUAGGCUGCAUUAUAUAUCACCCGGAAUGUUGGCGAAAAUUCUACACGACAUAUUCAGAAAAAUACGUGAUAUUCAGCAAUUCCUUUUGUCAUAUAACGAGAUCACUGCAAAAUGACAACGACUAUGCAUCUUGCGAAUUCUGGUUGAGAGAAGAUUUGUUAAACAAUGUGACCAUUCCCCAAGCCAAUACAAGAGCAGGAAGCGAAGCAACCGAGGAAAAGAAGAAGGAAUUGGACAGUUCGAGUAAAACUACGUAUUUGUAUGAUUCCUUAUUUAAGGAACUUCCGUCCAGCUGUCGAUACGCAUUUAUUCUCAACUGCGGAUAUCCGACACACCGAUUUUAUGACAAGGAAGAUUGCGACAAGAUAGAUAAAACAGAUAACGCCGCAUAGUGUGACGUAAACGCAAGCAAUUAGCACAAUAAUUUCAACAAAUACACUUCCCGUCUCUGUAUCGGACAUCGCGCUCAAACCAUCUUUCACGUGUCUUUGAACGUUGUCUUUUGUUGCUCCGUAAAUCAGAACCAGUACAGUAUCUAAGACAGCCAUUUAAACACUGCGGAGGAUUUCGGGCAACUGCAGAAAGCAGCAGGACUUUGUGCCGUGUAAUAUCUCCGGAAGAAUUCUUGCAGUCUCCUGUGCUUGAAAAAAUACUA